Messenger RNA from Colletotrichum graminicola M1.001, 885 nucleotides. RefSeq names its product coatomer epsilon subunit. The coding region runs from base 1 to 885 and encodes 294 amino acids. Gene Ontology annotation, molecular function: protein binding; structural molecule activity. Gene Ontology annotation, cellular component: COPI vesicle coat. Gene Ontology annotation, biological process: retrograde vesicle-mediated transport, Golgi to endoplasmic reticulum; intra-Golgi vesicle-mediated transport; endoplasmic reticulum to Golgi vesicle-mediated transport. Lineage: Eukaryota; Fungi; Ascomycota; Sordariomycetes; Glomerellales; Glomerellaceae. The record is from RefSeq and is a predicted model, not a curated record. The transcript has 4 exons.
AUGGACCCCUACUCUGCCGAAGGCGAACUGAUCAACAUCCACAGCCACUUCCACCAGGGCCAGUACCAGGAGGUCAUCGACUACGACACUUCCGCCCUGUCCCCCGAGAAUGAGCUUCCCGCUCGCGUCCUGGUCCUGCGCGCCCGCAUUGCUCUUGGCCAAGCCACGGAUGUCCUCGCCGAAGUACAGGGAGAGAAGGAGCCGGAACUGGUAGCCCUUGGCGCACUCGCUGAGAGCGCCCUCGGCAAGACAGAUUCUGCCGUGAAGACGAUCGAGAAGCUCGCCGCUUCCGAGGGAGCCAACACUACAGUCCAGAUUGUUGGAGGCACAGUUCUGCAGGCCGCUGGCAAGUCAGAGGAGGCACUUGCGUUGUUAUCGCAGCACCAGGGAAGCCUUGACGCUGUCGCCCUUAUCGCCCAGAUCCACCUCCAACAGAACCGCAACGACCUCGCCCUCAAGGAAGUCACCGCCGCCAGAAGAUGGGCACAGGAUAGCUUGCUGGUCAACCUGGCCGAAUCGUGGGUCGGUUUGCGACAGGGCGGAGACAAAUACCAGCAGGCUUUUUACGUGUUUGAGGAGCUUGCGCAGGCACCGGCGACAUCGUCGGUCGUGACUCUCGUCUCCCAGGCCGUUGCAGAGCUGCACCUUGGCCGAACAGAGGAGGCACAGGCUGCGUUGGAUCAAGCCCUUGCGAAGGACGCUAACUACGCCCAGGCCAUUGCCAACCUGCUGGUGUUGACAGUGAUCUCGGGCAAGGAUCCUAAGGAGUUCACGGAAAAAUUGAAGGCGGCGGACCCUCAGCACCAGUUCCUUGCGGACCUGGAGGAGAAGAGCGCGCUUUUCGACAAGGCGGCGACCAAGUACAGCGCCAAGGUGUCGGCUUAG